GCUUGGCUUUAUAAGGCCCCCUGGAUCGACAGAAACUAGCUCGCCACACACUUUCUUGGGCAGUCUUGUCUCUAUAAAUAGUUCUUCGGGAGGCAAAGUGCCACACCGAACUGUUAUACCACAUCAGGAGUAGAAAACAACGGAUCCACCAUGAAGAUUGAGCGUGACCUCUACAUGGCCAAAGGGGAAGGAGAGGCUAGCUACGUGGUUAACUCAAUGCUUCAGCGAAAAGCUUUGCUUGAGACCCAGUCGGUGCUUGAGAAGGCCGUGAGAGAAGUGUACAUGGAUCUUCUCCAGCCAGCAAUGAUUGUUGUUGAUUUAGGGUGCUCUUCUGGUCAGAACACACUCACCUUCGUAUCCAAGGUGAUCAAAGUGAUAGGCCGUGACAUUGGCGGAGAAUCAAAGCGCAAUCCCGUGGAGCUCCAGUUCUUUCUCAAUGAUCUGCCGGGCAACGAUUUUAACCAUGUCUUCGGUUCACUUGAACGGUUCAAGAAGAUGACAGCAGCAGAACACAAAGAAAAUACACUAGUACCGCCUUUCUACAUCGCCGGGUUGCCGGGCUCCUACUACACCAGGCUUUUCCCUCGCCAGAGUUGUCACCUCUUUCACUCGUCAUAUUGUCUCCAUUGGCGCUCCCAGGUUCCAGCUGGAUUAGAAGGAGGAAGAGAGUACCUAAACGAGGGAAACAUUUACAUUGCUAAGACUACGCCAGCAGUUGUUGCAGAACUGUACCGACAACAAUUUCAGAAGGACAUGUUAUUGUUCCUCAAGUUGAGGUAUGAAGAGCUAGUGGUUGGUGGGCAAAUGGUGCUGACGUUUCUUGGGAGGAAAUAUGAGGACAUAUACAACAAAGGAUAUCUGAACCAUCCUUGCGGAUUACUUGCACGAUCUCUGCAAUCUCUUGUUGAAGAAGGUCUCGUGAAGAAGGAGAAGCUCGACUCUUUCAAUCUUCCCAUUUACACGCCAUCAGUCAAUGAAGUGGUGGCGGUAGUCGCACAAACUGGAUCGUUCAAUGUCAGCCACAUCAAAUUGUUCGAGUCCAACUGGGAUCCUCAUGAUGACUCGAAAGGGGAUGAGGUGCAAAAUAGCGUUCAGAGCGGGAUUAACAUUGCAAAGUGCUUGAGGGCCGUGUUCGAAUCCCUACUUGCAAGCCAUUUCGGUGAAUCCUUGCUCAACAAGCUGUUCGAGAAAUGUGCAUACUAUGUUGCGGAGCACCUUCAGUGGGGAGAGGGCAAGUACCUUCUCAUUUGUGUGUCCCUGAAAAGAACAUAACAAUAGAACAUGCCAUGCCUAUGGAUAUGCAUACUUACCUGUAAUUUUAAUUCCUUUUCUACAUAUUUUUCUUUCAAUAA
This is a messenger RNA of Hordeum vulgare subsp. vulgare (domesticated barley), 1352 nucleotides long. RefSeq names its product anthranilate O-methyltransferase 1-like. The record is from RefSeq and is a predicted model, not a curated record. The transcript is spliced from 4 exons. Bases 151 to 1272 code for a protein of 373 amino acids. Gene Ontology annotation, biological process: methylation. NCBI's taxonomy places the organism in Eukaryota, Viridiplantae, Streptophyta, Magnoliopsida, Poales, Poaceae. Gene Ontology annotation, molecular function: S-adenosylmethionine-dependent methyltransferase activity.